AUGCAUGAGUUCUUCCUGACCGCCGUCAUCAAAGAUGGCGAUUUUGAGAUGGCGAGAGCAGUCAUGCAGGGGUUUUGCGCGAUGAACGCCUGGCAGAGUGUUCACCGAGUGCUCUUCUUCACGGGCCCUCCGCAGCCGCGCGGCCUACCUGUUGAAGCUGCUAUCCAGAAAACGCCUCAGACAGAGCCUCUAUGGAGGCAACUCAAACAAGUCCUUUCACGUCAGUCGUUUGUGCUACAGGCGCGCUACGAGGUCUUCAAGGACAAGCACUUUGGUCCUGAUGCGCCGGCUGGCGCUCUUGACUUGAACAUUGUGCCAGGUAUUCUUCGCUGGACGGAUAUCCCUGACCCCAUUGGCGAUCGACCAGUAACUCAGCGUAAGAAGAUUGAGAUCUCUGAUCAGCGCAAUCUAGUGAGAAUAUUGUCAGAGAACCAACACAGACUGAAAAAUGAAGCUAUCGAAGAAUCCCAGAGCUACUUUCGCGAUAACAUCGAGUUCAACUUUGUCCGCUAUUACUAUCUCCCGCCACCUGCAACGGCGGAGCAGCCAUCACAGCCACGGCCCUUACUCCCGCCAUGGGAGGAACUGAACCUCACAGAUCCAGCAGGCAAGUGGCUGCUCUUUGUCAAGGUGCAUGUGACGGAUGACAACUCCCCAGAGAAGAUGCAAAAGGCGCAGGAGCAGCUGAUGGUCAUUCGGGAGGAGCUACUGGGUGUCUUCGACUUCAAGGUCAUUGAUCGGCGAGCGCAUGACACCCGUGUGGCUCAGCAGGGAAACAACAUGCCGAUUCCCCUCCCGGAUAAGGUCUCUGUAGGAGGUCGGCACUAG
Messenger RNA from Phaeoacremonium minimum UCRPA7, 828 nucleotides. RefSeq names its product putative rna polymerase ii mediator complex subunit protein. Lineage: Eukaryota; Fungi; Ascomycota; Sordariomycetes; Togniniales; Togniniaceae. Gene Ontology annotation, molecular function: transcription coregulator activity. Gene Ontology annotation, biological process: regulation of transcription by RNA polymerase II; termination of RNA polymerase II transcription. Gene Ontology annotation, cellular component: core mediator complex; mediator complex. The record is from RefSeq and is a predicted model, not a curated record. The transcript has 3 exons. Bases 1 to 828 code for a protein of 275 amino acids.